Molecule: messenger RNA, 3079 nt
Organism: Nymphalis io (European peacock)
Lineage: Eukaryota; Metazoa; Arthropoda; Insecta; Lepidoptera; Nymphalidae
Product: ATP-binding cassette sub-family B member 10, mitochondrial
Exons: 10
Coding region: 57-2177 (706 amino acids)
Biological process (GO): transmembrane transport
Cellular component (GO): membrane
Molecular function (GO): ATP binding; ATP hydrolysis activity; ABC-type oligopeptide transporter activity
Source: RefSeq, a predicted model, not a curated record
CGUGAUGACAGUUACGUUUUAUUUUUCUUUUGACUGAAAGUUUUAAAUUCAAUAAAAUGUUGCAAAGAUAUAUUUGUAAAAAUUUGAGUAGUAAAUUAUGUAGCAGACAGAGAAAUGUAUUAUUUAAUUUAACACUUCAAGCCCAUUCCUGUCAACAAUGCGGAUUUAAGUUAUAUUCUAGUCACAAAGUUCAAGCAUUACGAAAUAAUAAUGAAAGAAGCUUAUUACAUGGAAAGGAUAGAUUUUUUCCAAAAUUAAGACAUUAUACUAGCCAGGUGGACUCUCAAAAGAAAAAUGGACGUGUCGAAACCGUCAAAGAUAAUGCGGAGAUAGCGACCUCAAAAAAGAUAAACGUAAAGUUAAAGCCAUCAGAGUUAAAAAGACUUUUAUCUUUGGCAGAGCCAGAAAAAUGGACCCUUACUGGUGCUAUUGGUUUAUUAUUUAUAUCAUCUAGUGUUACAAUGGCUGUGCCAUUCUCAUUAGGUAUGGUGCUGGAUAUCAUAUACAGUGGUACAAAUGAUCUAGUAACUGCUAGAGAAAAGCUUGAUGAAUUGUGCUUGGUGCUGUGCGGAGUUUUCCUUGUUGGUGGCCUAUGCAAUUUCGGACGAGUGUACUUGAUGUCAAUAUCUGGGCAAAGGAUGACACAGUCUCUUCGAAAAAAAGUGUUUUCGUCAAUUAUGCGGCAAGAAACAGCGUGGUUUGGUAGAACAUCGACUGGCGAGCUUGUGAAUAGACUAUCAGCAGACACACAGUUAGUUGGGCGAAAUCUUAGUUCCAAUGUCAGUGAUGGCCUACGGUCGCUCUUCAUGGUGGGAGCAGGGACGGGCAUGAUGUUCUACAUGUCACCGUCCUUGGCUUUGAUAGGGUUAUGCGUAGUUCCGCCAGUAUCGAUGCUUGCUGUAAUCUAUGGUCGAUUCGUUCGAGGCAUCACUAGACAGCUUCAAGACGCACUUGCUGAAACCAGCGAGCUUGCUGAAGAGAAGAUUUCUAACAUUAAAACCGUGAAAGCAUUUAGCAAAGAAAAGAUAGAAUGUGAAUCGUACGCUCAACGAAUUGAAACAUUACUUCAAUUGGCCUAUAAAGAGUCCUUAGCUGUUGGAAGUUUCUAUGGAUUGACGGGCUUAUCUGGCAACACUAUAAUAAUCUUGGUGCUUUACUAUGGUGGUGGUAUGGUGGCGACAGAACAGAUGACAGUUGGAAAUCUCACAUCUUUCCUACUUUACGCUGCAUAUGUCGGCAUAAGUAUUGGUGGGCUUAGUACUUUUUAUACUGAGUUGAAUAAGGGUAUGGGUGCUGCAACGAGGCUCUGGGAAAUAAUGGAUAGGGAACCAAAAAUAUCAACUUCAGGAGGCUUAAGACCAAAAGACAGACCGAAAGGGGAACUUAUAUUAGAGAAUAUACACUAUUCUUACGCUGGAACUCCUUUGAUUAAGGGCCUCACUUUACAUUUGUUACCUGGAAAGAAUGUAGCCUUGGUGGGCAGAUCCGGUUGUGGCAAGAGUACGAUAGCCUCUCUUAUAUUGAGGCUAUAUGAUCCCGACAGUGGGAGGGUACUGUUAGAUGGAGUAGACAUAAGGCACUUGGAUCCAGUUUGGUUGAGAAGUCAUAUAGGAUUUGUUAGUCAGGAACCUAUUCUUUUUAGUGGAACUAUAAAAGAGAACAUAUUAUACGGAGCUCUCGAUGAUUGCGAAACAUCGGAAGACGGAAAGGAGCCGUCGUGGCUGUUGGCGGCGCGCGCGGCGCAGCUGCAGGAGGUGGGGGGCGGCGCGGGGGGCGCGGGGGGCGCGGCGGGCUGGCAGCGCCAGGUGGGCGCGCGCGGCUCGCAGCUCAGCGGCGGCCAGAAGCAGCGCGUCGCCAUCGCGCGCGCCAUCGUCAAGAAUCCAAAAAUCCUCAUACUCGACGAAGCUACCUCAGCACUGGAUACGUAUUCAGAAUAUUUAGUUGAUAAAGCACUAAAGGAAAUCAGUAGAGAUAGGACAGUUUUAACUAUAGCGCACAGACUGAGCACGAUACAGUCCGCAGACGAAGUAGCCGUUAUAGGAGACGGCGUUAUUGUUGAAAAGGGAACAUACUCCGAAUUGAUGUCGAAAUCAGACGGAUACUUCAAAGAACUUAUAAAUCAUCAAGCAUUUAUAAAUUCGCAGCCUAAAAAUACAACGGAUGUACAAAACAGCUAAUAUCAGACGACACAAAUUAUUUUCGGUAUAGGACCUCUUUUACUAAUACACAUCGAAAUAUUUUUGUACGUACGUUAUAAAUAUUAUUAUGACUAUUUUAAAUUGUUUAUGUGCAAUUACAAUGAGAUCCUUAAAGUAAUUUAAAAUGAAAUUACUGCUAACGACCGCAUUAUAAUCAAAACUUGUAAUGAAAAGUGCUUCACGAUGAGCGCUUUGACACAGAUUGGUAAACCAUAAGCUGGAACUUGUCUUAUGAUUUUUAAAAUUUAUGGUUUAUAAAAAAAACGCAACUUUGUAGUAUUUUAUUUUUGACUCGAUUAUUUUAAUAUUUAUUGUUAUAUUUAACAUUCUAUAGUGGUUGUAAAUUUCAUUACUGAAUAUAUGAAAAAAAAUGUAAAUUAUUACAGGUUUUAUAUGUUGUUAAAAGAGUAAAUGUAUUUACACUAAAAUAAUUUAUAUGGAAUAAAUUAAAUAAAAAAAAAAACAACUUUUAAUAGCACAACAUUUAUAGACGAAAAGUUUUAUUUAUUAAUUUUUUUUUAUUAAUUUAUUCAUCAAUGUUUAAAUAAAAUUUAUAAAACGAUAAUCACUCAGAGAGCGAUAGUAAAUAAAUGAUAAAAUUAUUGCUGCCUUUGAUAAUAGAAAUGCGCAGUAGCGAAUGCACUGUUUGAUUAUCUAAAUUAAUUGAUGAAACAAUGAUUGCAAUCAAAGAUGCUCAUGAACUUUACGAGUUUUGUCUUGAAGAACUGUACUUUACCUUGAAAAUAAUUAUUGAUGUAAAUUAAUAUAAAAUAAUGUUCAAAGUGACUGGACAAAUGUAUGAAAAGUUUAUUAUGUAUAAAUUAAAGUGAUGGUGGGCAAUGGAAUAUGUAAAUUUAGAGGAAUAAAAAUGGUUGUUGUUA